AGAAAAUGAUAACGUUUUUGAAAAAAAAAUAAUUAUUCGAAUUUUCGGCAAGGGAAAUAGUUAUUGAAAUAAUUCGAUUGAAAUUAUAAAUGGGACAUUUCUUUCAUUGAAGAAAGGGAGUAAUUCCAAUCCGGUACCUCCGGAUUCUUAAAAACAUGAUGUACGUACCUUGAGCAGUUCAUAAUUUUUUCACGAACUGUAGUCAUGCAAAACAUUUAUGUUCUUCUUUAAAAAAUACUGUAGUUUCAAUGUUUCUCUUAAAAUCUUUAUCCUGGUUUUAUUUCUUUUUUUCUCAGUAAAUUUCUAUCUAUUUUACAAACUCAUAUGGCUCGUGGGAUAUGUUCCAAAUACUGCUCCUGUGUUGGCUGUGCAGAAAAAUGUAGAAAAAGGUUCAAACCAUGGAGAAAAUAUAGCAAAAAAGCAAUGUGUCGUAUCAAAUCUCACCACACUCUAUCAUAAUAGAAUAACGCAGCUAAAACGCGAAUUGAGUGAUUUUUUUCAAAAAACACCGAAUUCUGCUGAAUUGCCAAAAAGGUUUAAUCAAUUCAAGGAAACAUUAAUUCGAAGUAAUCCCAGCAAUGAGGCAAUCGAACAAAUUUAUUUUACCAAUGGGCAGCUCAUCAAAGUCUUGAAAACUGCAACUUUACUGAAAGCUUCUAAUUCAGGAAGAGGAUCUCAACUUAAGCUCUUACUUCAGCUAUCGAAUAACAUAACUGCGAUUUUCAAACCAAAAUGGUAUCGUACCAAUGAAGUUAUCAACGGAUCCGUUUACUCUGGUAAAGAUCGACAUUAUGGAGAGGUUGUGGCUUUUUAUUUAUCGAUACUUUUCGAUUUUAAGAAAGUCCCGGUGGCAGCUAUCAGAAAGUUGAACAUAAACGAAUUAUUGCUUGUAUCAGAUCAAGCUCUUUUGGAAACUUUCAUUUCAAAAAAUAAUUACACCUGUUUUUAUGGAGUUUGCCAUUACUGCAGUCCAUCAGACUUAUUGUGUUCCGAAUCGAAUAUUUUAGAGGGAACUGCAAUCAUAUUCGUGUCUUUUGACAAUAAAUUGAAAUUGAUUAGACAUCCUUGGGGUAGAACCUACAAAUGUAAAUCAUUGGCAAAGUGGGAAACUGAUAAUAAGUACUGUACUUAUGUCCGCAAUUCAAAAUUUUAUUCCAAGAAACAGAAUGCAGCUUUAUUUUUUGAUCUCGUCGACGCAUCGAUAUUUGAUUUUUUGAUAGACAACGGAGAUCGUCAUCAUUACGAGUACGUUGAAAGUAGCGGUGUACCACGAAUGAUUUUUUUCGAUAAUGGCAAAAGUUUUGGCAAUCCCUACGUUGACCAUAUCGACAUCUUAGCGCCGUUGUAUCAAUGCUGUUUACUUCGAAAUUCAACGUGGAAUACUUUGUUACAUUUAAGAGGAGGAAAUUUAUCAUACUGGCUUCGUAAACUUAUGGCAGCUGAUCCUGAUCUCGUCAUUGAUGAAAAACAUUUUAUUGCUCUCGAAAGAAGACUUUUACUCAUUUUUACUGUUUUAAAAGAUUGUUUUAAGAGAAAAGGAAUGCAAAAUGUGAUUUUAAAUUAGGUACUAAUUGCUAAUUGUAAUUUUUUAAAUAAAUAAGAAUUUCGUAAAGUAUUCUAACCGAGUACCUAAUGUUGAUAAGGUGUAAAUUAUCAUGUUUUUUAAAUUUUGAUAUCUGUUGCUCCAGUUUUUCAUUUUUCUUAUAUGAUUUAGUAAAGUGAUUUUUUUAUUAAA
Planococcus citri (citrus mealybug) is the source of this 1735-nucleotide messenger RNA. Its product is annotated as glycosaminoglycan xylosylkinase-like. The transcript has 8 exons. The record is from RefSeq and is a predicted model, not a curated record. Gene Ontology annotation, cellular component: Golgi apparatus. The coding region runs from base 218 to 1564 and encodes 448 amino acids. Gene Ontology annotation, biological process: protein phosphorylation. Lineage: Eukaryota; Metazoa; Arthropoda; Insecta; Hemiptera; Pseudococcidae. Gene Ontology annotation, molecular function: phosphotransferase activity, alcohol group as acceptor.